Messenger RNA from Ilex paraguariensis (yerba mate), 1842 nucleotides. The record is from the annotation of a GenBank genome assembly. NCBI's taxonomy places the organism in Eukaryota, Viridiplantae, Streptophyta, Magnoliopsida, Aquifoliales, Aquifoliaceae.
AUGGCCCUGCAAGUUUGGGAGACUUUCUCAAAGAAUCAAUCACAGCAUACACAUGUCUCUCUCCAGCGACCUUCUUUAUGUUUGGGUCCUCCAAUCAAGCUUGGAGAGAUCACUCUGGAGGAGUUGAAGCAGUACGAUGGGUCUGAUUCUAAGAAGCCUUUGCUCAUGGCAAUCAAGGUCCCUCAGCCAUCAUCCGCCCAACAACCACCACCAAAUAAUAUCUCAUCCUUCUCCUCCUCGGACCUCCCAUGGCGUCCCGACCAGAACCAAAUCCUCCUCUCUCCCAAUUCCACAUUCGCCGCCGGGUUUCAACCCGUACCCACCUCUCCAAACAUGUAUACCUUCUCCGUUUGGUUCCACAACAUCUCUCAAACUGCCAUAGUCUGGUCCGCCAACGAUAAUUCUCAUGUCAACCGCUCCGCCACCGUCUUCAUCACGCGCUCCGGCGAGCUCCGUUUAGGGUAUUCCUCCGGCGAAAACUUAUGGCCUUCAAAGCCCACCGGAAACACAAAUAGCAGCAGACUCAUUCUUCAUGAUAAUGGUAACCUAGUGUUUGGCAACUGGAAAAGCUUUUCUCAUCCAACAAAUACUAUUCUUCCCAAUCAACAGAUCAAUGGAACAACAUUGUCUUCAAAGAAUGGGAAGUUCAGAUUUGUUGACUCAAAACAACUUGUUUUUGAUGCAAAUGAGAGUUACUAUUCUACUGAUGAUUCUUUUGUGCUCCUGGAUUAUAAUGGAAAAGUCUCACAAGAAAACGGAGCUUCAUUCAUUUCAGCAGAUUUCGGAGCUACCCGGUUGAGAAAAUUGACCCUUGAUGAGGAUGGGAAUCUCAGAAUCUACAGUUUUGAUCCCAAAUUGGGUCAAUGGAUUGUUGGUUGGCAAGCAGUUUCUGAACUCUGUACAAUACUUGGUACGUGCGGCCCUAACUAUAUAUGCAUGUAUGAUGGUUCAAACUCUACUUUUUGCAUAUGCCCACCGGGCUUCCGGCGAGUUUCCGCCGGCGGCAAAGAAUCAUGCCAACGGAAAACUCCGAUGACCGACCUAAGAAACAGCAAGUUUUUGCGUUUUGACUAUGUGAAUUUUUCCGGUGGGUCAAACGGAACAGAUAUUAAUGCCCAGAAUUUUUCUACUUGUGAAGCCUCAUGCUUGAAUGACCCGAAAUGUCUCGGGUUUGGGUUCAAGUAUGAUGGUAGUCGUUAUUGUGUACUUCAAUUGGAGAGGCUGCGAUUUGGGUAUUGGUCUCCGGGUAAUGAAAUCGCCACUUUUGUUCGGGUGGACAGAUCCGAACCCGAUGAAUCGAACUUUACGGGUAUGUUAAAUUUGCUGGAGACGACUUGUCCGGUUCGGGUCAGCCUUCCCUACCCACCAAAAGAGUCCAGCACCACAACCAGGAAUAUUGUGCUAAUUUGUACUCUCUUUGCUGCCGAGCUCUUUAGUGGAGUUUUUUUCUUUUGGGCAUUUUUGAAGAAGUACAUAAAGUAUAGAGACAUGGCUCAGACCUUUGGGCUUGAAUUUAUGCCUGCGGGUGGGCCAAAACGGUUCAGGUAUGCGGAGCUUAAAGCUGCUACCAAUGAUUUCUCUCGCAAUAACAUUAUUGGGAAAGGUGGGUUUGGUGAUGUUUAUAAAGGAGAAUUGAAUGAUCACCGGGUUGUAGCAGUGAAGUGCUUGAGAAAUAUUACUGGUGGUGAUGCUGAAUUUUGGGCUGAGGUCACAAUUAUUGCCCAAAAGCACCAUCUCAAUUUGGUAAGGCUAUGGGGUUUUUGUGCUGAAAAGGGUCAAAGAAUGUUAGUCUAUGAGUAUGUGCCUAAUGGUUCACUAGACAAGUUCCUAUUUCAAGGGUAG